CAGCCAUCACCUUCAAUCAUGCAUGCCACACCCCUCUGCACUCUCUCCUCUGAACCCCUGGCCUCUGCUCGCCGAAUCAGCUUCCUCUCCCCUCUGCACCGCGCCCAACUCCUCUACACCGAGCCAUCAUUGCCCCCUCGCACGUCCAGCCUUGCUGCACCAGCCCUGCACCUACGCCCGAGCCUUGCGCCUGCGCCCCUGCUCCCUGCUCUGCGCCCAGAUCGUCUGCACUCUGCUGCGCCCGGCCUUGCUUCCUGCACCAGCUUUGCUCUGCACCAGCUCCUGCGCUCUGCACCAGAUCGCCUGCACUCUGCUUGCCCUGCUGUGCCCCACUGCUGGCAAUGAUGCCCCUGCACGCCCAAGCCAUCAUCAGCACUCCACGCCCCUGCCUCCUUGCACACCGCGCCUCGCCGCCAAUCCCGCGCCUCUGCACUCCUGCUUGCUACAGCCCCAUCCUUGCCUCACAUGCAAAAAAAAAAAAAAACAAUACGGGACAAAUUGGCAUCAUUAGUGAUUGCCUUUUCAUUUUUAUUUUAUUUAGUUGUUUGGGGUAUAUAUAUAUAGGGCAAAAGCAGCGUAAUAGGGGGUGGUGGUUGUUAGUUGAUUUUGGGGGUCUUUUGGGGGGAGUUUGGAGUUUGAUUGUGGGUUAUUUUUGUUGAUUUUGGGACUGGUUUGGGAGUUCUCCUUUUUGGUGAGCUCUGUCUCCGUCACUGGUGUUGAAGGGCUGGUUCGAGAGUGCAGAUUUGGGAGAGUGCAACAGCGGCUUAAAGAAAAAGGGAAACGUUUUCUGGGUUUGCCUUAGGUAAUUUCUGAACAGAGGAAUUUUUGGGAAGAGCCGUGAGAGAGAAGAAGGGAGCUUGAUCCCGUGGGUGGGAUCACUCCCUUCGGAUCUCAAUCUGCUGUUUUCCAGAAAUUUCGCCUUGUUUGAUUCUGAUUGUCAUAGAGUUUUGCUUUAUUAAGACUGUACCAGAUGAUGAUACUGCGAAUGAAAUCAAGCAUGUUUG
Rubroshorea leprosula is the source of this 1004-nucleotide messenger RNA. The record is from the annotation of a GenBank genome assembly. NCBI's taxonomy places the organism in Eukaryota, Viridiplantae, Streptophyta, Magnoliopsida, Malvales, Dipterocarpaceae.